UUUUUUUUAAAAAAAGAGGGAAAUGUAAAUUUGGGGCCGAGUGACGCAUGAAUAGAUUUUCUGAGCAGCAGAUUUAUUCCCACACUGAAAUGAAAAGAUUAUUGAUGCAUCCCACAACGCGUCCAAUUAUUAAAUCUUGGAUGUUGCCUUUCUGAGCACCUGAUCAGGACCGUUCUUUACCUUUGCGGCUGUCUGCGUCCAGCAGCUCGUCACACCGGCUGGAGGGGACCAGUGGAGGCAGAUCAUUCUGCUGAUCCCAGCACCUUUGGUUAUUAAGGGAAGCACCAGCAGCACCUCCUUGAUCGGUUCCCUCCCUCCCUUUUUUAUUUAUUUAUUUUUUUUUGCCAAUCGCCAUCCCACGACAGCCUACCCGGAGGAAAGGAGUCGGGGAGGGCAAAGCGAGGACACACCCGCACAUACUGUACCCGGUGUACACGGUGGGAAGGAUGCUGCAGACAACAUGAGAUGAAUAUCAUCGACUUCUGUCCCACAUUGGAGAUUCGGGAUUUUUUUUUCUCCCUACCUGCUCUUAAGACUCGAGACCUGAUCGUCGCAGCAGGUUUUUCACCUUUUCUGAUUCCAGCGUCCAGCGGGAGCGUUAACUCACAUCCACAUAUGGAAAAGAUGUCUGCAGUCAGAUCCUAGGUGACAUCCUGUGGCCGUCAGGUCUUUACAGUGUUGAGCCCCCUCCCUCUCCUGGCCCCCGCCUGCAGUUUUCCAGGCUGCAGGACCCAGACUCACUGAAAAGUGCAGGCCUCCUCCCCCUGCAGAAUGACUGUUGCCACAGGCGACCCCUCUGACGAGGCGGCUGCACACCCGGGGCACCCGCAGGACUACGACCCAGAGGCCGACCAUGAGUGUUGUGAGCGGGUGGUCAUCAACAUCUCAGGGCUGCGCUUUGAGACACAACUCAAAACCCUCUCCCAGUUCCCAGAGACUCUGCUGGGGGACCCCAAAAAGAGGAUGCGGUACUUUGACCCACUAAGGAACGAGUACUUUUUCGACAGGAACAGACCCAGCUUUGAUGCCAUAUUGUAUUAUUAUCAAUCAGGAGGCCGGCUAAGAAGGCCGGUCAACGUCACCUUAGAUAUUUUCUCGGAGGAGAUUCGCUUUUACGAGCUGGGCGAGGAGGCCAUCGAGAUGUUCCGCGAAGACGAGGGUUUCAUCAAGGAGGAGGAGCGGCCUCUUCCCGACAACGAGUUUCAGAGACAGGUGUGGCUACUGUUUGAGUACCCAGAGAGCUCAGGUCCUGCUAGGAUUAUCGCCAUAAUCUCUGUCAUGGUCAUCCUGAUAUCUAUCGUCAGUUUCUGCCUGGAGACGCUCCCCAUUUUCCGCAAUGAUGAGGAGGAAAUGCACAAGUCUCACGCUGCAGUCUUUUCGCCUGAGACCAACACCACAAUCAUCAGCUACACAUCCACCUACUUCACCGACCCCUUCUUCAUCCUGGAGACGCUUUGCAUUAUAUGGUUCUCCUUUGAGUUUCUAGUGCGCUUCUUCGCCUGCCCAAGCAAAGCAGGCUUUUUUGGUAAUAUAAUGAACAUUAUUGAUAUUGUUGCCAUCAUCCCUUACUUCAUCACUCUGGGCACGGAGCUGGCAGACAGGCCAGAGGAUGGUCAAGCGGGUCAGCAAGCCAUGUCUUUAGCCAUUCUCAGGGUCAUCCGCUUAGUACGAGUCUUCAGAAUUUUCAAGCUCUCCCGUCACUCUAAGGGGCUCCAGAUUUUGGGUCAGACCCUGAAAGCCAGCAUGAGGGAGCUCGGCCUGCUCAUUUUCUUCCUCUUCAUAGGGGUCAUCCUGUUCUCCAGCGCUGUCUACUUUGCUGAGGCGGAUGAGCCUGAGUCACAGUUUGAGAGCAUCCCAGACGCAUUUUGGUGGGCUGUGGUGUCCAUGACAACGGUCGGCUACGGUGACAUGGUCCCUACAACGAUUGGCGGCAAGAUCGUGGGCUCCCUCUGUGCCAUUGCAGGUGUGCUGACCAUCGCCUUGCCUGUGCCUGUCAUUGUGUCCAACUUCAACUACUUCUAUCACCGCGAGACUGAAGGCGAAGAGCAGGCGCAGUAUCUGCAGGUCAACGUGCCCAAAGCCGACUCGGCCGAGGAGCUGAAGAAGAGCCGGAGUGGCUCCACCAUCAGUAAAUCGGACUACAUGGAGAUCCAGGAGGCUGUGAACAACAGCAACGAGGACUUUCAGGAGGAGAACCUUAAGACGGCCAACUGCACGCUGGCCAACACAAACUAUGUAAACAUCACCAAAAUGCUCACAGACGUGUAGUCAUCUGGUGUUUUCCCUCCCCGUCGCCGGGAAAGGUGGAGCUGAGCAACUGGAUGGGACAGGUGUACGCCUUCCCACCUCACAUGUGCUGGAAAAAUCAAGGCAAUAGAUUUCAGGAUGCCGAUGAUGAUUGACUGAAAAAAAUGUUGCAAAUACCACUCACUCCUCCUGCGCUCAUCCUGUCUUCACUCCUCACAACUUGCCCUUAAAACUUCAGAAAAAUGUCAGAGUGAAAUUUCUAAAAUUUUGCAUUUUCUGCAUGGAGUUGGCUUUGUCUGUGUGGCUGUUUUAAAAAAAAAUAGUAAUACCUACAAAAUUCUUGCUCACAACAGUAGCCAACAGUAGUGCACAAAAAGAAAAAGGAAGAAACACAGUGAGACAAAAAAAAAAAAAAAUUAACACGACACAAGCCCUGCUUUGGUCCCCUGUUCCUUGGUCCUUCAUUUCCCAAGGCACACUGCUCUGCCAUGCGCUUCUCUGAAGAGCCCUACUCGCGCUACACAUGCUGCUUCCUGGAGCCAAUGAAACUAAACUGUCUUACGCUUACACCAUUUAGUGAUAAAAAAGGAUGUGUGAGCAUAAAGCAAGCCCACUCCGGCGCUGGUGCGGCCCGUGGGUGACUUGCGACGAGGUUGGUGGUUAAGUACGCCACGUUAUUUCAAGGAUGAAUGACAGCCAUCAGCGCUAAGCUUAUGGUUUGACACCUUUUUUUUCCCAGUAGACAUCAGUAUCUGAUGAAUGACUGAGAAUGGCCUUGAAUUUUCACUGCUUUGGUCUUACAUGUACUGUAUGUAUUGCAAUGCAAGCUUCCCCCUCUCCCCUCCAUUCACCCAAGCUGGUCUUACUGCAGAGCUUUGAGGACAACUUGAAUGUUUCUUCUUGUUUUUGUUUUUUCACAGUUUCACAAAUACGGUACUUCUUCAUAUAGAUAGGUAGCUUAACUGUGACUUAACUGAUAGCCAAUAGGUAGGUAGGUGCUGUUAGUAGUGAACCUAGUCAGUAGAUAAUUGCAUGACAUUUUUAAUCUGAAAGAGAAUUUCCACUUGUUUCUCAACUGCCACUUUGCUUCAUUACACACACCCACUGUAUAUUUGUCUGUACACUGCCUUCUGUACAAAUCCACACCUUUAAAAGGAUGCCUGCAGGUAGCUGUCUCAAGAACCUAAAGCUGUAUGUUAGAGGGUGUCUUAAGGAGUAAUCAGAACCCCCCACACUUAACAGGGUGCGGCAUCCUCAUCAGUAUUAACAUUCCACAUAGAAGUCAUUUAAAAUCUUUUGCCAGGUCGCUGCUGUAAACUGAGCUGUGAUUUUUGGGCGUGAAAAAACUCAGACUCUAGUUUUUUGGACAUUAAUCCUACUUGCAGAUGUGAUAGACUUGCAGUGCUGUCUUUUUCACAGGUUCGUCACAUGAUCACGUCCUCAUGAUCGAAAUAGUAACUUUUAAGGACUCGUGUAUAGAGAAUUGCUUCCCCUGAACUGCCUUUUAUCUGGGUUUACGCUACUCUCCUAGUGUUGCAUGACCUCAAAGACAUUCCUAGCAUGCGUUUAAGCUCAAAGAAGAAGCCUCGAAGACAAAAAAAGCAUAAUUACUACAAUAGACAUAUUUAUUUCUUAUAUAUAAAACAAUAUAUAUAUAUACAGACGGAACACAUAUACAGUACGCAUAUACUAUUAUCAGAGAAUUAAAAACCUGAAAUAGCAAUCUUUAAGAGAAAACAAGAGCCUUUCCACAAUGUGCAGAUCAUUGCCAUGUUUUUAUUUUUAAUGAUAAUGCGAAUUGUUCUGAGCACUGUUGUUCUUCUGUUUCAGAGCCUGUUCAGAGUGCCAAAGACACACUCUCACUAGCCAUUUCAGAAAGCAUUUUCUUUACUGGUUUAGAAAAGAAAAAACUGACACCCGUCAUGAAUUUGAACACCAGAUGUUUGCUUCACUUAACUCAAAACUGCCCUCUGUGAAGUAGUUGUUGAAAGGCAUGGUGUUGUUCAAAACCGUCGUCCCUAACCAGGAUCUUUUAUCGGGAAGCUUUCAUUGGUGUUAAAUUGGUCAGGAUUUAUAAAGAGUCUCUGAUGCCAGAAGCUCAGUCUGUCUUUCAAAGUUGGCAUCAAAUGUGAAUUAGGUUCUGAUUCUAGGAUCGUGUCCAGCAAAGAUUUUUCCACCGUUCGCUCAACACUGCCAAGGUAACAGUGAAAGGCAGUAACAUCAAUAUGGGAAGUGAUAAUUAGCAGCAGUGUAGCAGAUAUUGUCUAACCUAGGGGUCCUCUGACUUCCCUCCUGAGUGUCUUGCCUUUCUACAUCUUCUCACAGAUGUCUUGUUGUAAUUAGAAAGGUGAUGGAUUAGGAGAGGGUCUGUAGCAAGUACUGUCUCAGAUGAGUUCUGUCAUGCCAGGAUGUACAUCUUUACACUUAGGGUCUGGUUCUGCUCACUACAGUCUCAACCUGCAGUAGCAAAAUGUUUUAACGCCAUCGCUGCCAAUAUGUGCUCAGGAUGCCUCGUCCAACUGCCUGACAUGAGGCUUCUGAAGCCGUCUCUCUGUCCAAAUCCGUGUUUGCUUUCAUGUAUCUUGAAAAACUUUUCAGAGAAUUUUAGCAAGUGGAGCAGUUAUAUCUGAUGCUUUUAGAGGAGCAGCUUGAAGGUGGAGUGAGACGGUAAAAUGGUUGGUCACUCGACAUAGGACCAGAUUAAAUCGGUGAUUAGCAAUAUUCCCAUUGUCCUUUGGUGGAGGGGUCUGUGUGGAGAACAUAGAUGAUGCUUUUUUUUUUUAAAAACGAAGGAAAGAGAAUGAACCCUUAUGGACCUCCACAGUCAAACCAAGAUCUCCUUGAUCAUCAGUUGAGUAUUGGCUGAGGUGUGCACAGAUAGGAGGUGUGUGUGAGUGGGUGUGUGUGUGUGUGUGUGUGUGUGUGGUUGUGUAUGUGAGAGAGAGAGAAUAACUGAAUGUCUGUAUUGGCCUGGUUGUACAGCUGCAUUUGUGCAACAGCCAUUUGCAUAUUUGUGUAUGUGGAAGAAAACACUCACAGUCUGACCAAAAAUACUUGUCUAUGCAUGCAAAUGCAUCAUAUCUUAUUGUCCUCAUUCCAUUUCUCUGGACAGGAGUUUAUGAUAAAUGCCACACAUCGACAUUUAUCUGUUAUUUUUUCACAUUGGGCAUGUUACUGUACCUCAGCCAAAUUCACUGUAGCAACACACAAUAUUGUAGUUGAAUAUCGAUGAUUAUUUCUGCUUAAAGCACAAAGACGAGUAGACUCAUCCUCAUCUGGAUUCUAUUCAGUGGCAACAAAGUCAAUUAAAAGAUGUUGUAUUGCUUCACUGGGAGCACCACAGCCUCUAGAAUACCAUCUCUCAGCUGCUGAGGGACCCACCAGCAAGUUCACUCCAUUAGAAGGGAGCCCAACAGUGAAUACACUGAGAAAUCUAUGCAGAGAUUGAUUAUUAGCUUGUAGUUUUCGGGGGAGAAGAAGGUUUAAGUACAGAUUCUUUAUGUUUUACCGGACACCAGUUCCAUGUCGAUGCAUGGAGCUGACAGAGCGUUUUAAAGGAACCUUAGAGCAAAAGUGAAACCCUUGGCAAUAUUCUGCUGCUGUACAUCAAACACUCACGCGUUAGCUGAAUGUGAAUAUCAGCUUUCUGAGCUUCGGGUUAGUUUGAACCGCGAUGUCAGCUCUUUGCCAGGAGGCUCCUAUAAAAAACUCACACAUACGGGAAACAAGAUGAUCAAUAUGCAAUCUGUAUGCAUGUGUGUGUUUGAGACUUUUCUUUUUUCAUUUGACCCCAGAGCCUGAUAGUGUGGCAUCCACUGAAACAAUAUGUACAGUUGUUCACCUCACCCCCAUCCUGCCCGUAUCAUCGAGGCCUGAAAACGUCCAUCAUAGUUGGUACAGUGGAUAACUGAAUUUCUUUCUAUGAAAUGAAAUGCGAGAGAAUAAUGUAAAUAAUAGCCAAUGGACGAUGGAGCAAGAACCAUGUACUAUAUGAUGUAUGUGAAGUCUGGAUUCAAAACAUAGUAUUAUCUGCACUUUACUACAAAAAGGACAAUCUAUGGACAAGAAAAACAUGUGAAAUUAAAAAUGCAUAUAUUCCUUCCAAAUGAUCAUAACCCUGAAAAAGUAAUAUCAAUAAUGAAGCCAAUAAUAACUCAAAGGAAAAUGUG
Molecule: messenger RNA, 6416 nt
Organism: Amphiprion ocellaris (clown anemonefish)
Lineage: Eukaryota; Metazoa; Chordata; Actinopteri; Pomacentridae
Product: potassium voltage-gated channel subfamily A member 2
Exons: 3
Coding region: 772-2268 (498 amino acids)
Biological process (GO): potassium ion transmembrane transport; protein homooligomerization
Cellular component (GO): axon terminus; voltage-gated potassium channel complex; membrane
Molecular function (GO): protein binding; delayed rectifier potassium channel activity
Source: RefSeq, a predicted model, not a curated record